Messenger RNA from Nothobranchius furzeri (turquoise killifish), 5209 nucleotides. Its product is annotated as trichohyalin. Lineage: Eukaryota; Metazoa; Chordata; Actinopteri; Cyprinodontiformes; Nothobranchiidae. The record is from RefSeq and is a predicted model, not a curated record.
UUACUGCUUGAGCUGAGGCGGGCAAAGGGAGUGUCCGCUGGCUGGGUGGAGAUGGAACAGCGCUCUGACGUCUUGUUACUGAGAAUGACUUGAAAGAAGACUAAAAACACUGUUUGACAACAGCGCAGCAGGCGAGACAGUCACGGAAAGCAGAGAAAUAGCUUUUCUAGCGACUUCUUCCCGCUUCCAUUCAUCGCCCGUCUGUAUGACAGCGUGAAAACACAAGGGCUUAAGCUAUGGAGAGCUCAGUCGAGGCUUCCCAAAGCGGACAAAACCCAAAACCAUCUUUGGGCUCCAAACCUCUGCUCACUCCCAAGCCUUUCUCUGUGAAGAACAGUACACAAAUCCGCUCCAUCAAUGCUCCAAGAUCCGUAAAAGUUAGGUCUUGGUCACAAACAGAACUGGCUGAUGAAUCGAAGCCCACUGGUGGCCCUCAAUCAGAUUCAACUGCUCCUGCUCUAAAAUCACCUCAGCCAACUUCUAAAUCAGCCUUCAGACCCAGACCUGUUAGUAUGCCAAUUGAAACCCUUCUAGAUCCAACCAAAGCAGAUGAUUAUGUACCACAGAAGGAGGAUAGUCCUGAUUCUGUAGUACCAGAUGGAGCCCCUAAACUCGCUCCAUCUAAAGAGACAGUGAAUCCAGAACCUGUCCAGAAAGACGCUGAUGCCCAAACAAAUCACAAAACAUCCACUGGUGCUGUUUCUAACUCAGAGCAGAAGGAUGAAAAUGAGAUGAAUACAACUCUGGUUUCUGCUCCCCAAACGCCCGAAGAACCAGCCAGCGAAAUUCCCUUCAUAAUCAGCGGUCCCAGGAAGCGCCUGUCCAUGGCGCUCACCUCCAGGUUUGAGUCAGGUGGCGUGCUGCUACCCCCUCAACCAGUGAAGACCACCACUAAACCCAACACCAAAUGCCUCUCAGUUAAAACAGUGUCUUCUGAGCCAGAGCAACAGCAGGCAGCACCGAAUCCUUCAAACAAUGAGAGCAGCUCUGAUGAUCAGGAGGAAACCUCCAACAAAAUAUACAGCAUCCAAAACAGAAUUGAUCGUCUGUUUGGCUCGGUAACAAGGCGGGGAGUCACGGCCAAGAAAGAGGAGCCGGAUGUCACCGAUGGUAUCGGUGGUGUGAAGGAGCAGAUCAAGAACUGGUCAGCAGAAACGGGUUCUGAGAGUCCAAAGUCAGAGAAGAUGCCCAGGGUUCUCUCCAAGAGCAUUGAGCCAGCAGCUGUUUCCCCAUCAGAGAAAACACCUGACAAGAUUACGGUGGAGGCUCCUGUUGCAGAUGAGAAGUCCACUCAGAGUGUUGAUCCACAGCAGAUGGUUUCCCCUGCUGAACAACCAACAAAAGAAGCUUCCACUGAAGAAAAAUUACCAGGAAUCUCAACUGCCACCCCUGGAGAGAACAACCAAACCACAGAAGGUACUGUUCAGCUACGCCGACCUCGUACAACAGACGGUGCUGCAGACAACGAGGCAAGGAGGAGCCUGCGUCGCUCUGUUCGCUUUGGUGUCGUGGAGUCAGAUGAUGGGUCACCUCCAAAGAUACUUAGUUCCGAUCCUGAAUCUAGUUCAGAGGAAGAAGAAGUAGAUGAAGAGAAUGAGAAAGAUGAUCACGUUUCAGGUACAAGGCUCAAAUUAGAACGGAAAGAAAAAUGGAUAAAUCUGGAUUUUCAAAAGAAAGCGAAAGAGGAGGAAAUGCAGACUAAUAAUUCAGAAAAGUCAUUAAGUAAGAACAUAGAGUCCAUAACCAGCAAACCGGCAGAGAAAAGUGAGAGUCAACUGUUAGAAACCAAGAAAAGAGAGGAGGAGGUGCUGAAGGAAGAAGAGAUAGAAAAACAAAGACACGUGAAGCAGAAAGAGCUGGAAGAGCAAAGAAAGAAGGAAAAUGAUAAACUAAGGGAGGAGGCAAAGGAAAGAGAGAGGCUAGAGGAGGAGAAGAGGAAGGAGAGACUAAGACUGGAGAAGGAGAGGCUCAGAGAGAAAGAAAGACAGGAGGAGGUUAUGAGAGAGAAGCUGAGACAGGAGGAGGAAGAGAGGAGGAAGGAGGAACAAAGAAGAGAGGAAGAGGAGAAGAGGAAGGAGAAACAGAGACUGGAGGAGGAGAGGCUGAAGGAGAAACUAAGACAGGAGGAGGAAGAGAGGAGGAAGGAGGAACAGAGAAGAGAGGAGGAUGAGAAGAGGAAGGAGAAACAGAGACUGGAUGAGGAAGAGAAGAGGAAGGAGCAACAGAGAAGAGAGGAUGAUGAAAAGAGGAAGGAGAAACAGAGACUAGAAGAGGAAGAGAAAAGGGAGAAACAGAGACAGGAGGAGGAGGAGAAACUGAGACAGAAUGAAAUUAUGAGAGAGAAACUGAGACAGGAGGAGGAGAAGCUAAAAGAGAAACAAAGACAGGAGGAGGAAACACUGAGGGAGAAACAGAGACAAGAGGAGGAAAAACUGAAAGAGAGACAAAGACAGGAAGAGGAGAUGCUGAGGGAGAAACAGAAACAGGAGGAGGAUAGACUGAUAGAGAAACUGAGACAAGAGGAGGAGAGACUGAGGGAGAAAAUGAGACAAGAGGAGGAGAAGCUUAGGCAGAAGCAGAAACAGGAGGAGAGAUUGAGCACGAAACAGCGAGAGGAGGAUGAAAGGCUGAAGGAGGAACAGAGACAGGAGGACAUUCUGGAAGAGAAACUUAGACAAGAGGAGGAGAAGAGGAAGGAGAAACAGAGACAGGACGAGAAGGAAAAUAGGAAGGUGCUACAGGAGAAAGAGUUGGAGAGGAAGAGAAGUAAGGAGAAAGAAGAAGAGGCGAGAAAGAGAGUUGUGGAGAAAGAAAGAGCUGAUGUGCAGCUGGACCUGCAGACACAGAAGACAGUGAGAGAAGGAGACAGAACAGAACCUGAGACAGGAGCAGAGAGUGGAUCGGACGAAAAGGAGGACAGUCUCAUCUGGUGUGACUCUGAAGAGUUUUCUCAGAAGACAGAAUCAUCAAACGUAGACGAGCUCCCAUCACCUCUGAUUGAUGUCGUUUACGAUGACUUCUCUGUCAGGAAGCCUUCAAUCGAGGUGGAGUACGACGACUUUUCUGUCAAACCAGUAAAGUGGAUUCCUCCAACCAAAGCAGAACCUGUCAGCAGGAGCUGGGCUGUUGACGAGAAGGAUCUGCUCAUGUCCUUCGAUGACGAACCUUGGGACAAUCAGGGAGAAGGAAGGGAGGUGAAAAACGAGCCGGUGAAGAGCCCAACUCAGGAGAACCCACGGGAAAAAGAGAUGGGGUUGUUGGUGGACUUUGGGGUGAAGGAGGAGGAGUCAUCAGAGGAAGAUGAGCUUGUUUCUACAGAGGUGGAAGAGGAGGAGGAAAUGAAAGAAGAUGAAACCGAAGAAGACUACAGCAGUGAUGACAGUGACGACAGUAAGACACAGACUGGCAAUUACUCCAUAAAACCUGUGGACGAAGACACGGAUGACUUGUCGGACAAUGAAUCACAGCAGGAUGAGAUCCAUGAAGGGACGUCUCAAACUGACAGUCCAAAGCCCGUCUCUGAAGAGCUAUUUGAUGAAGAUGUUGAUUCUUGCAAAGAGCCAGAAUUUGUACCAUUUCCUGAGAUGUCCACUCCUCUGCUGGACACCAGCACCCAGAGAUCUAAAGCAAAACUGAAUAGGGCUCGAAAUCGAUCGCUUCCCUCGCGCUCUUUCCGCGUAGACUUAAAUAAGAGGAGCAGGCUGGACUGGAUGGUUAACACAGAUACAUCAGAGGAUUUGCCGAAAGAAGAGCAGUCCGACUCUGAGGAGCAGGAAGAGGAACAGUCGCAACCAAAAGCCAUCAUUUCUCAUCCUUCCUCAACGUCGAAAGUUCCCAUGUUUCCUGGUCUGAGUCCUGCAGCCCUACUAGCUGGGAUAAAGAAAAGAGCAGGUGGAGAAGCACCUGCAGCAGUGGAAGAGACAGAAAAGAACAAGGUAACAGAAGAGAAAGGGAUGGAAGAAGAGCCUCCCUCACAGCCAACACGGUCUCCUCGCCUGCCUGGUCACAUGGCCGGGGCUGCGCGAGUGCUGCCCCCUAUGGGAGACACAGGUGGAAGUGCCGGUUCCUCUCCUGCAUGGUUAGCAGAGCUGAAGUCUAAGAAGCGUAUGAAUCAACAGGGUGGUAAAACAUAACUGGACACAAGAGACACUGGAUCAUCGCUCUCCAGCAGGAGUUGGCCUGUUUCACUUUCCUGCUGCGGACAGAUAUUUUUAUAUUGGUUCUGCACUUUUGAGUGUCUUAUUGUGGAACUUUUCUGAUAUUUUACAGAGAAGAAUUUAGUCUCAUUUUUGGAUACAGAAGCAAUAAAGACUUUUUUAACUUGUAAAUGAAAAUUGGUGCCAAGACCACGUGCAAAUAAUGUUUAAUGUCAAGUAAAUGUUUAAUAAUGUGUUGUCUGGAGACUCAGUGGGACCAUGAACCUUUAAGUGUACUUUAGAGAAACGCUUUGUACUGUUAGUGAUUAAAUGUGCAAGUCCAUCAUGCAGGGGCUGGUGACAUUAACACCUACUUUAGCAGGAAGUUACUUUUACACACAUGCAUGCGUUUAUGCAAUUAUCAGAAGUUUCAACUUAAUCCUAACCUUAACCAUCAUAGUGAAAUAGCUUGUCCCCUCUCAAUACAAAUUUAUUUUUCUAGUGUUAAUCUUAAGUGCUUAUUCAAAUUUUUAAGAGCCCUUCAAAAUCCUCACAAUGUGACACACCCAAACUAUCCCUACAGUCACAGAGACGCAUGAAUAGCCACAAAAAAAUGCAAAGAAAUAUGAAACAGAAGAGAUAAAAUGUGUUAUUUAGUUUGCUUUUUUAUAUCGUAUCCAAAGCAAAGAAAGUUUGAUGCACUUUAACAUAAAUCAUGGCAAAUUUUUUAUGUGUUUUACAACAGAGCAAUAUCAAAUCAUGCACUCAAUUUGAUAAAACUGAUCAGGGAGUUUUUUAUUUGUUUUUUUAUUACAGCGUUGCUAGACUUAAACAAUAAGGGGUUUAUUAACAGCUCACGACGUCCACAGUGGGCUGAGGUUUUUUUCUUCUUUAAGGGGUCGAUAUUCUGGAGGUGUGUGUGUUUUCUAAAACCCAGAGUGCAUUUAAUGUCUGAUGUGCCUUUUUUCAUGCUGCUGAAUGACUUGUCAUGAAUUCUUGGAUCAUUUAAGAUCACCAUACUGUUUGUUUAUUGGAAGCAGGGAGUUUUAAUAAAUCUUUUUCUAUGAAAUGAA